Molecule: messenger RNA, 561 nt
Organism: Pistacia vera
Lineage: Eukaryota; Viridiplantae; Streptophyta; Magnoliopsida; Sapindales; Anacardiaceae
Exons: 4
Coding region: 1-345 (114 amino acids)
Source: RefSeq, a predicted model, not a curated record
AUGGUGGAAGUUAUCACCGUGUUCAUGGAAGGAAGAGCAUUGAAUUGUGGGGCUUCCUAUAAUUCUGUAUUACAUCCAACAAGAGUGGCAUCAAAAAAUAAGGAUUUGCUUCAAGGUCUUGCAAAAAAGGUAAAUCAGGCUGGACGUGAUCGACGUAAAAUUUUGAAUCUCUUACGUGGAUUCUUCUAUUGGUUGAAGAAUUUGUGUAAGGAAGGAGCAUUUUUACCUUGGAUGGACUCACAAUGUCUAAGCACCUUGCCACCAGUUAAACUCGGAGACUUGAAUUCGCAAAGAAAAACAUCCACUGGGGAAAUUUUGCAGUUUGAUGUAAGACCUAGCGUGUAAAAACUUUGGCAACUAGAACAAGUAGGCCGGAAUUCAGAAUGUUUUGUACAGGAUAUGUCACAAGCCAUCAAGAGAAACUCUUAUGAAAUGUUUUGAAACGUCGUUGUUGAACAUAAUUUGUGGCUUCCCAAAGCUAAAGUUCCAUUGCAUCCAUGCUUGUUUUAACUUUCUCCACCGUAUAGGAGCCCUCUGAUUUAGUUUAUCAAAGUUAGAAAG